AUGGACGACCGAUGGGUGGUUUCGUUGGCGGGAGAAGAGAAGCUGGUAUUCACGAGGAGCUGGACCGGGUCCCCGAUCGUCGAGAUCCAGGUGGUUGCGGGUGACGAAGCGAGGAUCGUGGCGAUUGCGUGGGAAGGCGACGGCUCGCAAUGGAGAGACGGGUCGGAGAACAGGGCCAGGGAGCUUGUUGUACAGCUUUGUGCAUCGUUGUUGAAGGUUGGUUUGUCGUCGGGGAACAUGUGA
Colletotrichum spaethianum is the source of this 243-nucleotide messenger RNA. RefSeq lists its product as uncharacterized. NCBI's taxonomy places the organism in Eukaryota, Fungi, Ascomycota, Sordariomycetes, Glomerellales, Glomerellaceae. The coding region runs from base 1 to 243 and encodes 80 amino acids. The transcript has a single exon. The record is from RefSeq and is a predicted model, not a curated record.